AUGACUGAGCCCAAAAGUGGGAGCCAUGGCGAUGACUUGCAGACGUCAGAGGCAUCAGACCGCGCCACAACCAUCCAGGACUCUCCACUAGAAUCUGAAGGGCCUUCCCGUGAGGAGGAGACUGAGACGAAUGAAGCGGUGCGGCGUAGUCCGAACCGAAGAGUUUCAAUAAUUUCCCACAUCGGUGAGCUUGGCGGAGCACUGGCCCAGACCGCGGCGACAGCUGCAGCGACCACAGCGCGGCAGACGGCUGUGACCAUGACGACUCUGACCACUCUCGCCAGCGGUGUCAGCGAGUAUACCGACACCAUGUUCGCACCGACCACCUCGAGGGGCCUAGCCAAGCAUGUCCAAACGGAUGAAGCAAGCUUUAACCAGUUCCUGGACCAAGUGAUUAAAGCACAUGUGGAAGGCGGGGCCGAUCCACGGCGUCGAGGAAAGGACAAGCGCGACUUGACCGGCAUUCUCGAAGGCGAUGUGUCCGGAGGAGUUGCCAACAAAGCAGGGAGCGAAGACUUCUGGUACACUGUGUCGGAGAGCUACAUGGCUUUUUUCAUCCUCGAGUUGAUUAUUCGCAUCGCUGCGGCCCCACACCGCUAUUUCUGGCAAUCUGGUUUCGUAGUGCUUGACAUUGUCCUCGCGCUGGCUUCUGUCGUAGAAGCAUUGCUGCCAUCAAUCUCGGAUCAGUUUCCGCGAGGCCAGUUCACGUUGCUGAUCCUGCAUGUUCUUCGCUUUCUCAGAGGGCUGCAGUCGCUGAAUAUGCCCGAGUCAGCUAGCGCUGUAAAGGCUUGCUUCGGGGGCCUGCUUCCGGUGUUCAUCUUUCUCAUCCUUGGAUGCAUCUGGAGCUUCCUCGCAAUUGUUUGGUAUCUCGUCUUCAGCAACACCGCCACCCAGCCCAUCCAAUUCAGCGACUUCGGAUCCUCUGUGCUGACGCAGUUCUAUCUUGCCUGCUACGGAAUGGACUGGGAGCGCAUUACCUCGCGACUGGCGCUGGAAGGAACUCAGACCGCCUCUGCCGUUGCGCUAGCGUUUGUCAUCGUCCUUUCAUCGCUUGCCUUCUUUACAGCUAAUGCGGCCAUUAUCCUCUUUCACGAGCUUGCUGACAAAGGGAUUGCGGAAUACCGCGAGUACGAUAGGUCCAAGCAGAUGAGGAGGAGGUUGCUGGGCCUCCAUCGGUUUGAGCAUUCGUUGAAAGCUGCUGCAUGUCGAAAUGGUGCAACAGACGACUCUUGGGCUGAGUGGCUGAUGCAAUCCCGGGACAGGCUUGAGAGUACCCUCCAGGAGCUGCAGAACAACGAGCUCCGAGCUCUAAGCCUGUCAGUGACUGAAAUCCUCCAGCUCUACGAUCACUUGUUCGAGGUCAACCAUGGAGAUUGCAGAGUUUCGGAGCUGCUUUUUGGGAUCCUUCGCAUGAUCAGCCCAGCGGAGGUGGCCGAGUUUCUGCAGGUGGACCACUUGCAGAAACAGUGCACGCAGGUCGCGGAGGCCGCAGCGAUCAAAAUGGAGCAAGAGGUCGAAAACAGCCGACAGCAUCUUGACGUGAUGGAACACAGCGUCUUGAGACUUCAGAAGCAGCUCCAGAAGCUGCGAUCGCAAGCAAAUACAGCACGCCAGGAGCUGAAAGGAAUGGUUUCGGAGGUGGAGCAGCAGUACCAGGAUUGUAUUGACAGUGUCAACCAGGCAGCAUCCAUACGACGGCUCCACCUCCAGCUGACGCACAAGAACUCCCGCCAGGAGGUCUUCAACCAGGUCCACGAUGCACAGAGGUCUCUGUCACAUCUCUACUACUUCAACCACUACUGCAGUGCCUUCGGAUUCCCUCCGCUGGGAUCUGAAGCGGCUUGGGCUCAGGCAGCUGAGGACUCGAAGCGCGCCUUCGGCGACUCAUGGCAUUUCGACAAGAUGGCCAGACUGCUGCAAGCCGAAGUCAAGAAACGCGUCGAGACCAGAUUGAAAGAAUAUUUAAAGUUGCGCACAGACCCUGCGCGGAGCACGCAGCGGGGCAGUCCUGCUGCCAUGCUCUUUUCCACACCUGGGUCGGGAGGUGUGACACCCAAGCCCAUCUCCACGCCAUGCAGACUUAUAGACAUUCGAACUCCUCUGAGACCAUGUUCGAGGCAACGAAGCAAGGAGUUUCAAGACGAUGUGCGGGUUGCCCUCGAAGAGCAGUCGGCAGAGCUUCUGCGAGUAGCGUUGCAGCGUCGACAUGCGUGUCCCCGCGAUCACGCUCUGCAUGAAGCAGUUCGCCAGGGCAACUGUGCUGCAACGCGGCUCCUGCUGCAAAACAUGGCUGAACCCAACGAGCGUUGUCGGGCGUUGGAGCGGGGCUGCGAGCUUCCAUUGCAGCUUGCGCUCUCCUCCAACCUUGUACGCGCCAGCGAGCGGCAGCAGAUGGUGGAGCUACUCCUUCAUGCGCGAGCCGAUCCGGAGCUUCGGCGCAGCGAUGCUGAGGGCAGCCCACCGCUUCAUGAUGCCGUCCGACUAGCAGAUGCUGGGAUCGUGGAGCUUCUUCUCAGGCAUCGCGCAGAUCCGAACUCCCGCAAUUCCUUCUCCGAGGCACCCUUGGAUCUGGCGCUAAGAGGAAGCAACUUCUUGGGCGUGGAUGUGUCCUUGAGCCUGGUGGAGGUCCUUUUGAAGUGGGGCGCGUGUCCCACAGGGUUAAGUGCCAGACUCGGGGAGCCUCUGCAGUACCUGGAUGCAGCCACUAGUGUCUUGAGGUGGGGAAGCCACUUUCCAACGAACUGA
Molecule: messenger RNA, 2745 nt
Organism: Symbiodinium sp. CCMP2592
Lineage: Eukaryota; Dinophyceae; Suessiales; Symbiodiniaceae
Source: the annotation of a GenBank genome assembly